Messenger RNA from Zeugodacus cucurbitae (melon fly), 2180 nucleotides. RefSeq names its product ubiquitin-conjugating enzyme E2 N (gene ben). The transcript has 2 exons. Bases 302 to 757 code for a protein of 151 amino acids. The record is from RefSeq and is a predicted model, not a curated record. Lineage: Eukaryota; Metazoa; Arthropoda; Insecta; Diptera; Tephritidae.
GCGCUCUUUCACACUUAUGCGCUUGCCCCUAUGCUACAGCACUGUCAGUUUGGACAAUUUGUCAGAAAAUUUUUUUAAGUGCGUUUGUCGUGAAAUUUCUAAUUGUUUGUUUUCAAUUAUUACUCACGAAAAGUAAGCAAUAAUAACCAAUAAAAAAUAGUGCGUUCCCCUUUCACAUGUGCAUCGUUCCCUAGCGAACAGUAGCGAAACAGGAAAGGCUCUCAAAUAUCAUAAACUCAUAAGAAUUAUAAUAACGACCAAGUUUACACUAAAGUGAAUAGCUAACAAAUAAACUGCAAACAUGUCCAGCCUACCACGUCGCAUCAUCAAGGAGACUCAACGCUUGAUGCAGGAGCCAGUGCCCGGCAUUAAUGCCAUUCCCGAUGAGAACAACGCACGCUACUUUCAUGUUAUCGUAACAGGUCCAAAUGAUUCGCCUUUUGAAGGUGGCGUUUUCAAAUUGGAAUUAUUCUUGCCCGAAGACUAUCCUAUGUCAGCGCCAAAAGUACGUUUCAUUACCAAAAUCUAUCAUCCGAAUAUUGAUCGCUUGGGACGCAUUUGUUUGGAUGUACUGAAGGAUAAAUGGAGUCCAGCAUUGCAGAUUCGUACAAUUUUGCUUUCAAUUCAGGCGCUUUUAAGUGCACCCAAUCCAGAUGAUCCACUAGCAAAUGAUGUCGCAGAAUUGUGGAAGGUGAACGAGGCUGAGGCCAUCAAGAAUGCACGUGAAUGGACUCAAAAAUAUGCCGUCGAAGACUGAAGUGCAAGCAUGUUUGUAGCAGAAAACGAACGAACGACGAUGAAACGAGCAGGCAUGAAGCAGCUGCAUGCUGUGUGGCGGGGGGAUGGGCAUACAAUGGGAACAACACGUGAAUACAACGGCUUUUAGUUGGUAAACAAGUGAUGGGGGUGGGGGCUUGAUGUAGUUGUAAUGUGCGUGAAACAUGAAAUGGAAUUAUAAAAUAACAUUUAAGUAGAGUAAUAUUGCGUAAAAUAAUUUCUAACUGGCUAAAGAAGAACAACUAUUUUCCGGUGUGCUGUUUAAUAUUUUUAAAACACUAUACAACUUAAUACAUUGAGAUGCUGAUGUCUUGAAUGUUUUUAAACAAAAACCACUCUACUACGCAAAAUAUAAAUACUACAAGAAACAAAUGAGUAUAAUAAAUGAAAUACAAAACAGUAAUAAAGUUAUUAAUAAUGCAAAAUAAUAAAAAUGGAAUACAUAAAUUGCUAUAAGUACAUACAAUAAAAUAAAAUAAUGAAAAAAAAUAUAUAUAUAUUGUAUACUCUUACUACACACUUUAAUACAAGCUAAAAAAGGAUAUGGAUAAUAGUUUAAAUAGUAUAUACAUAUAAAAACUAAAUGCUAAAUCACUUGUAAGAAGUUGCAACAACAACAAUAACUAUGCGAUAUUUGAUUCCAACUUUUUAUACGGUCUACAUUUGGCUGCUAAGAUGCGCGGUUGAGUAAAGAGCGCUACACAACUUGCCGGUUGGCGCUUGCUACUGGCUUCCAGCCAUGUCUAUACGUUGGUCCAAGUGUUGCACGUUGUGCGCGCUCGUUAGCUAGGUCGCUGUGUGCUAUUUAUUCGCAUUUUCUUUUAGUUCCCCUAACAAUAAUUCGUUUAGCCGUCUUUUCAUAUAGUAAUUGUAUUCUAUUUUUUUGCAUUUUAGAUACUUAGCCACUCUCUUAUACAUAUGUAUGUACAUAUCUACAUGUAAGCACGCCGCAUGUUGACGUUGUAGAUAUUCUGCGUUAUGGAAGUUGCUAUUCAAUUUUAAUGAAAAAUGAAAAUUUAUUAAUGUUUAGAGUUUAUACUUCGAAAAAAAAAAUCACUGAUCUUACUUAUAAUUUUGUAUGCUUGUUUCCUUAUUAUUUUCAUUAUAAUUAUUAGCAUUAUUUAAACAAAAUCCAUAAGAGGUAUUUUUAAACUUUUGUGGCAUUUCAUAUACUACGCUGCAUGAAAGUCAAGUUGAAAGCAAACGUCAAUAUGGAGAACUUAUGACAGCAGCGGUUAGUUGUUUUGCCGCUCUUUCUAUUUGUUUGUGUGUAAAGCAAAAAUACCUUUAUAAAGUAAUAUUACGUGAAACAUUAAGAAUCUAUAUAAUUUUUUUUAUUUCUUAUUUCUUAAAGCGUUAGUUGAAAUAAACACGAAACCUGAAUUGUAAGAUAAAAAAAUAAA